AUGUCGUGGCGCAGCCAAGGCAUCACCGGCUCGAACAACAUCCCUCUCGGCAACCGACGCCGCUUUGGAGGCGACGAUGGCGAUGACAUGGCCAGCAGCGGCACGCCCGACCGCGAUCUGAAGCGCGGACGUGACCCUGAACCUCGUGGCGAGGCUGACGGCCCCCGUCGCCGCAAGAAGCGCAACAGAUGGGGCGACCAAUCCGAGAACAAGGCCGCCGGCCUCAUGGGUCUGACGACUGCGAUCAUGGGGAGCAUGACUGCUGAGCAGCUCGACGCCUACGCGCUGCACCUGCGCAUCGAGGAAAUCAGCCAGAAGCUGCGCAUCGACGACGUCGUGCCUGCAGAUGGUGACAGGUCUCCUUCGCCACCUCCUCAGUACGACAACCAUGGUCGUCGUGUCAACACCCGCGAGUUCCGCUACCGCAAAAAGCUCGAGGAUGAACGCCACAAGCUCAUCGAACGCGCCAUGAAAACCAUCCCCAACUACCAUCCGCCUCAAGACUACCGUCGUCCCACCAAGACACAGGAAAAGGUCUACGUCCCGGUCAACGAUUAUCCGGAGAUCAACUUCAUUCUCUGGUGGUGUGCCGAGCGUGAUUUGCAGAAGAAAUCCUCGGGCGAGAGCAAAGAUUUCCUAACCACCGUCUAA
This is a messenger RNA of Emericellopsis cladophorae, 651 nucleotides long. Its product is annotated as branch point bridging protein (MSL5). Gene Ontology annotation, molecular function: mRNA binding. The transcript is spliced from 3 exons. Gene Ontology annotation, biological process: regulation of mRNA splicing, via spliceosome. NCBI's taxonomy places the organism in Eukaryota, Fungi, Ascomycota, Sordariomycetes, Hypocreales, Bionectriaceae. Gene Ontology annotation, cellular component: nucleus. The record is from RefSeq and is a predicted model, not a curated record. Bases 1 to 651 code for a protein of 216 amino acids.